Messenger RNA from Rhopilema esculentum, 3347 nucleotides. RefSeq names its product neutral amino acid transporter 9. Gene Ontology annotation, cellular component: lysosomal membrane. NCBI's taxonomy places the organism in Eukaryota, Metazoa, Cnidaria, Scyphozoa, Rhizostomeae, Rhizostomatidae. The record is from RefSeq and is a predicted model, not a curated record. Gene Ontology annotation, molecular function: L-amino acid transmembrane transporter activity. Gene Ontology annotation, biological process: amino acid transmembrane transport.
CACAUGGUGUAUGUUUGUAUCUGCUCUUUGAACUUGAGCGAGUGCCAAAAAGAUGAUGGCAAUUUGGCAAAGAAAAGGGGCAGAUUAAAGGACAAGCACAGCACGAUGAAAGAAUAAUAUUCACUGUUUUGAUUUGUUGAUAAUUCUGCAGAGAUUAAAAAACCAUGAGCGAAAAACAACCCUUACUAAAAGGGGAUUCCUCAACUCCAAGGGAACCAUUUUUAGUCAAUUCUUUAAACAGGUCAGCAGAAGAUUUAAAUGAACAGAGUUUAAAUGAUCUUGCUCAGCAUGCUCGAUACCGGUACUACACAAAGCUUUAUCCAAGACAAGAACUGAUAAUACCUGAUCAUGUGCUGCCACCAUAUCUCUUCCUGCCAAUUUUGCCAUCAAUUGGUUACAAACAAAGCAGCUUGAUAACAAUAUUUGCGAUUUGGAAUACGAUGAUGGGUACGUCACUACUGAGUUUGCCUUGGGCCAUUGGACAGAGCGGAUUUGUCCUUGGCAUGGCCUUGAUUAUCACCAUGGGUCUCAUCUGCUUCUACACCUGCUAUCUUAUCUUGAAAAGUGCCAAUUACAUGGAUAAGUCAAAGUUCGAGGCCCUUGAAUUUACUGAUGUCUGUGAACAUUAUCUUGGUAAGAGUGGGAAAAUAUGCAGCAUUGUGUCCUCUCUGGUGGCGCUUCUUGGAUCAACAACAGUCUACCUCGUUCUGUUGUCAAACUUUUUAUUCAGCGUUGGACAGUUUAUCCACGAUCAAAGUAAUUCGGUCCCAGGCAACGUCACAAGUCUUGCAAACUACUCUGGAUCGAGUUUAUCUGAAGUGUUGUGUGCUGCUGACGAAAGCCCAAAGCACACUAAACCGACUUCGCUGACGUCCUCUGGAAGUGAUGCGUUUUAUAACAUAUGGCAGCAAGACCUCACUGUGCCGUUCUAUCUGCUUGUCGUGUUGCUCCCGCUAUCAUCGUUCAAGUCGCCCACCUUUUUCACAAAGUUUAAUGCUUUGGGGACAUUGUCCGUCUUUUACAUAAUCGUAUUUGUUUGUGUGAAAUCGGCCACUUGGGGUCCCAAUCUGCAUUUUGAGGACAGUCUAACUGAGGAAAGAACUCCACUUUAUAACCUUCAAUUUCCUGCCUUGACUGGAACAUUGGGGCUGGCCUUCUAUAUUCACAAUGCAAUUUUGUCGAUCAUGAGAAACCAAGAAAAGCCUCAAAAUAAUACACGUGACUUAACCAUCGCUUACUCUCUCGCAACUGGAACUUAUUUCUCAAUUGGCUUCAUAUUUUAUUCUUGUUUUCCUCUUGCCAAACUUUGCAUUCAACAGGUAUUGCUGGAUAAUUUUGCAUCAGGCGACGUCAUGACGUUUUGUGCUCAUGUUUGCUUGUUGUUUCAAAUGAUCACUGUAUUUCCGCUGUUGAUGUACAUUUUGCGAGUGCAAAUAUUCACUUUGCUGUUUAGAAAUGUCUACCCAAGUUUAAUUCACGUUGUGGUUCUCAACUUCCUCGUGAUCGGACUCGGCAUCGUAUUUGCAAUUUUUUAUCCGCAUGUUGGCCACAUUAUAAGGUAUGUUGGUUCAACAAGUGGGCUUGCCUACAUUUUUGCCCUUCCUUGCAUCGUUUACAUGCUGAUAGAAAAAAGAAAGAACUCUUUGACCUGGCCAAAACUGAUUAUUCAUUGUGGCUUGCUGUUCCUUGGCUUUUUAAACUUUGCCUCUCAAUUUAUGAUAAAAUGACAUAAUAAUAGUAAUCAUAAUUGAUCGAUUUGAUCGGCUUGUUUUUGUAAUUGUAAAUGUUUAUUGACCAGAAAUUUAGUUUGGGGUAAAUCCUUUCUACUCAGGGGUGUAGUGUUUUGAAGGAGCAAGGGGGCUCUUCCAGAAAUGUCUCCAACAGAAAUUGAAACUGGUCACUGACUAGGAUCGAUAGAAUCUGGCAAGAAAUAGAAGUUAUUCUCGUUUGGGGUUACUCCUUUAUCCCUCCCAGCACUACGCCCUUUUUAAUGUAUUCGGAUUCAUUCAGUUAGAAAAAUGAAAAUAGUGAAACAUGUAAAUUAUAAUAAUUUUGAAUGAAAUGCUAAGUUAUAGCACUCGCGCUGCUAAUUGUGUUUUGAGCUUCUGAUGGAAACUAACCGUUAAUAUUUUCGCUUGGAAAAGAGUUCAGCUUGUAAACAUUGUUAAAUAUAUCUUUUUCUAUUUUCAAAUAAAGGUUUUUAUCAAUAUUGGCUGGAUUAUUUUUCCCUACUCAUUAUUAAUAUUUCUGCGUAGCAUGUUUUGUGUAAUUAGAUACUUGUGAAUGGUUAUCAAAGAAAAGAUUAAAGAGUUUGGAAGGUGUGGUUAGCCAGCUUUUCUGACGACAGGAUGCCAAAAAACCAUUCUCACGAAAAGCCAAUUAGGUGUGAAAUCAUUGAUAAGUUUUGUUACUGUUUUGAAAACUGAGUCUAUAUUAUUUAGACUGCCCCUUAUCGAUGAAUUCUUUAAAAAAUGUAUGAAGUUUAGAGGACAGACAACAUAGAUUGAACGAAAUGACUUAAGCUUACAUGUGCACCCUAAUAUGACAAUCUUAUCUCCCGGGUGGUCUAAGCGGUAGCUUUUAAGAGUUCCUGCAACCCUAAUCUUAACAUCCACGAACAUUUUAUAUAUUCAAUUUUUUUUACACAUUUAAACAAGUUACCAAUUCAGUCUAUGUUGUUUUACAAUCUGCUAGAUCUGCUAGAUCAAAAGGUAUUUGCAUUUAGUCAAUUAGAUACUUUUUCCCAACUAUGUCUAUUUUUAUUUUACUGAUUAUACCGAGGGAACUCUUUGAUAUCGUUGCCAGUCGUUUCCAUUUCUCCGUACCAUGAUAAUGGAAUGAUUUUAGGCCACUCGUUGUCAUUUAAGAUACAACGAGAUCGUGUUAAUGUUUAUUUGAUCACAUGCAUGAAAAUCUGAUAAUCUAACGAGUAGAUAGUGAAGUAUUUUGGAGCAUGAUUGUUAAAAGAUUUAUUCAGCAUAUGUCGAUGUUUAUUUCGAAGUUAUUUGUAUAGGAAGCACUGCUAUUGUGUAGACAGAAAAAGUGAGUUCGUUUCCAGAAGUAGACAGAAGGAGUUCAUUCUCUUUUGGUAAUAAUUUCAAUAGAUAAACGGCAUAGAUUAGGCACCCUUUGCAGUCAUGUACUCGCGUUUCUCAUUCGGGUAUUUUGAUGAUCAACUGGGUAUAUACAUUUCCUGGCUUCGGAAUUUUGAUCUGUUUUUAUACUUGCAGUUUGAUCAUGAUAUUUAACCGGCAUUCCGCUUUCAACUAACUGAAUUUUUAAACACUGCUCUGUAAAAAUCAUUUUGGCAAGAAGUAUAAUUGUAAUUAUUUAGCACAAUAUAAAGU